This is a messenger RNA of Teleopsis dalmanni, 1335 nucleotides long. Its product is annotated as splicing factor U2AF 35 kDa subunit-like. Bases 56 to 1135 code for a protein of 359 amino acids. The transcript is spliced from 3 exons. Gene Ontology annotation, cellular component: U2AF complex; spliceosomal complex. Gene Ontology annotation, biological process: mRNA splicing, via spliceosome. Gene Ontology annotation, molecular function: pre-mRNA 3'-splice site binding; metal ion binding. Lineage: Eukaryota; Metazoa; Arthropoda; Insecta; Diptera; Diopsidae. The record is from RefSeq and is a predicted model, not a curated record.
AAUUUUUUUUUUACAUUUGGAAGCAGCAGAUGAAAUUCAGAUAAUCUGAAAGAACAUGGCGGAGUAUUUGGCAUCUAUUUUUGGAACUGAAAAGGACAAGGUCAAUUGUUCGUUUUAUUAUAAGAUUGGUGCUUGUCGCCAUGGUGAUCGUUGUUCACGUAUACACACGAAGCCUUCAUUCUCGCAAACUGUUCUUCUACAAAAUAUGUACAUAAAUCGUCAAAACUCGUCAAAGUCUGCAAACUAUGAAUACUUAGGCUAUGUACUUACAGAACAAGAAAUCCAAGAGCACUACGAUAACUUUUACGAGGAUGUCUAUGUAGAAUGCAUGGAGAGAUAUGGAGAAAUAGCUGAGUUACAUGUUUGUGAUAAUCUUGGGGAUCAUCUUGUUGGAAAUGUCUAUAUCAAAUUUAAAUAUGAAGAAGAUGCAACAAAGGCGUGUGAGGAGUUGAAUCAUCGCUGGUUUGGAGGACGCCCAAUUUAUGCAUCAUUAUCACCAGUAACUGAUUUUCGUGAGGCGUGCUGUCGUCAGUAUGAUUCCGGUGAAUGUACACGUUCUGGAUUUUGUAAUUUUUUACAUCUUAAACCUAUUUCACGUGGUUUAAGAAGAUAUUUGGACAAAUGUAGUAUCAAGUUUAGUCGUUUAAGACGUUCAGAACGUGCAAAAUUACAAGGUCGUUCAAUAUCAAGUUCACGUUCUCGCAGCGUUUCACCGAAGCGUAGCCGUUCAAAGAAUCGUGGGCGCUCGCGGAAUCGCAGCAGCUCAAGAAAUCGUAUGCGUUCUCGUAGUCGCCCCCGGAAUAGAAGCCGCUCACGAAGGCGUAGUCGUAACCGAAGUCGAAGUCGCUCGGUAAAUCGCAAACAAUUACGUCGACGCUCAGGAACACGAUCUUACAGUCGUUCACCAAUUCGCGCUAGUCCACCUUCUCCAAUCUCCAGUGAAACUCAUACUCCAACUCGUUCCCGCUCACAUUCACCAGCAAAACGUUCACCACCACAACCUCGCAUAUGUGGCCCCCGCACACCACCUAAUGAACCAGAACCAACAUAUACCUGUUCUAACAAUCAAGACCAUAAGUACGGUUCAUCUCCAGGAGGAAAUAAUUCGUUCAUGAGUAAUAACUCAUUCUUCUGAACCAAAAGUUCUUCUUGGUUCAGAAUCACUUUUGCCGCCAUGUUAAGCUUUUAACUCUCUUUCAAUAAUGACUACAGAAGAGUAAACCAAAAAUACCACCAUUUUAAUCAUUUUGAAUUAAAAUAAUUUGUCUCGUAUUUAGUUUCCGUACAAAUAAUUUAGUAUCAUUUUUAAAUCGAUAAAUAAUGUUCAAUUAUUUG